AUGUCACUCGUCAGUGCCGGUUUUGCCAUUGGGAUGUUUGAUCCUCUCGCACCUCCAUCACAUCCUCUUGCACCCCUCUUGCACCUUUUGCACCAUCUCACACCUCCAUCACAUCCUCUCACACCCCACUCACAUAUCUGUCACAUCCUCUCGGACCUUCGUCACAAUUUCACAGACCUCCAUCGUGACCUCUUGGACCUCUGUUGCAUCCUCCUGGACCUCCACUGCCUCCUCUCGCACCCGUUGACCAUCCUCAUCGCGCACUUCGUCGACUUAGCUGUUCUUUUCCCCAUCCUCCUCCCUGAUUUCGUUGCGCAGAAGCACAAACGAACACCUCGCUUAGUCAAAUCACAGCGAGGCGGCACAACUUCCCUCGCAGCUUAA
Suillus fuscotomentosus is the source of this 384-nucleotide messenger RNA. RefSeq lists its product as uncharacterized. The coding region runs from base 1 to 384 and encodes 127 amino acids. The transcript is spliced from 2 exons. The record is from RefSeq and is a predicted model, not a curated record. NCBI's taxonomy places the organism in Eukaryota, Fungi, Basidiomycota, Agaricomycetes, Boletales, Suillaceae.